AUGCAAGACGAUCAAUCAUCAACUGCUGUAUCUCCUUUAGCAUUAGGUGGUGCUAUAACUGGUAUUUUUGUGCUUAUUUUUUCAGUUAUUUAUUUAUUCUUUCGAUCACCUUCAUCGUCAUCAUCAUCGUCAUCAAAAACCGAUGAAGAUACAACUGAAAAUCGAAUUAAACCAGAAACUAGUGGGAAAAAAUCGACAGUACCAAAAACAAUAAAAAAAGAUACAAAAGAAGUAACUAAAUUUACACAUCCAUGGUUAUGUACAUCAUUACGAGCUCAUUCAAGUUCAGUAACUGGUUUAGAUUUUAGUCACAAUGAUAAAUAUCUUGCAUCAGUUGCCGAAGAUGAUAGUGUUCUUUUAUGGCAAACAAAAGAUUUCAAUGAAAAAGAUCAUAAACAUACUCGAGUAAACAUUGAAUUUGGUCAAGCAAAUCAUGUAGCAUUCAGUCCUGAUGGAAAAGCAUUUCUUAUUAAUUUAAUAAAAGAUAAUGUUAUACGUGUUUAUAAAUUUGAAAAACGUUCCGAUGGUUUACCAACAAAUGUUAAAUCUGUCUUAGAUUUUCCUAAAAAAAAUGAAAGUAAUAUUAUUUCAAUUGGUAUUGCUUGUACUGGAAAAUUUAUUAUGUCAGCAGAAGUUAAUAAUAAAAUUAUUAUAUUUGAUAUCAAAGGUGAAGUUCUUAAUACAAUUGAAACUCAUCAAGGUCAUUUAAAUUAUGCUGCUGUAUCUCCAUGUGGUCGAUUUUUUGGUUCAUCUGGUUUUACGAGUGAUGUUCGUUUUUUUGAAGUUUGUUUUGAAAAAUCUAAUGGAAAUUUUAAAGAAAUUCGACGUGCAUUCGAUAUCAAAGGACACGAUGCUCAAGUAUUAUGCUUUAGUUUAAAUAAAGAUUCAACACGUGCUGCAACUAUAUCAAAAGAUAAUACAUGGAAAUUAUGGAAUACUGAUGUUGAUUAUAUACAUAAACAAGAUCCAAAAUGUUUAUAUACUGGUACAUUAUCAUAUAAUAUCGAACGUGCAGGUUUAAUUGUUCUUGCACCUGAUGCACUUUCCGUCGUUAUCUCAAUCGAUAAUCGUCUUAUGUUUUAUAAUUUAAGUAAAGAUGAAAAAAAAUGUGAACAAGAGAUUGAAAAUGUUCAUUCGGACUCAAUUCGAGUUUUAGUUAUGGAUAGCACAGGAAAGUAUGUAGCUAGUUCUGGUGAUCGACAAAUUCGAGUAUUUCAUAACAUUGCUGGAUUAAAAGGAUUAAUUGAUGAUUUAACAGAAAAAGCUCAUACAGCAAAACAAUUAACAUUAAAAGAACGUAUGGAAGAACAAAUUCAUGAAGCACGUUCAAAAAUCGAAAAGAUUCUAAAUGGUGCUGAUUAA
Molecule: messenger RNA, 1362 nt
Organism: Adineta steineri
Lineage: Eukaryota; Metazoa; Rotifera; Eurotatoria; Adinetida; Adinetidae
Source: the annotation of a GenBank genome assembly